Adineta ricciae is the source of this 483-nucleotide messenger RNA. Lineage: Eukaryota; Metazoa; Rotifera; Eurotatoria; Adinetida; Adinetidae. The record is from the annotation of a GenBank genome assembly.
AUGCCUUUAGGUCAAAUGCCUGUUCUUGAAGUCGAUGGCGUUCAACUACCACAAUCAGCAGCAAUUGGUCGUUUUCUUGCUAAAAAAUUUCAUCUCGCUGGCAAAGACGAUUUCGAACAAGCAGAAGCCGAUGCUGUCGUAGAUACAAUCUAUGAUAUCAUGAAAGCAUAUUCACCCAUUUCGCAGGAGCAAGACGAAUCGAAAAAACAAGAAUUGACAAAAAACUUCUUUGUGGAACAAUUACCAAAACAUUUACAAAAUCUUGAAAUUCUUGGUAAAUUAUAUGGACAUAGUGGUGAAUACUUUGUGAACAAUCAGCUGACCUGGGCCGAUCUAUUCUUUCACACAUUUGGCGAAACUCUUCUCGGAGUAGACGAACACAUAUUGAACAAUCAUCCAUGGCUAAAGCAAAAUCGUACAGAAGUGGAAAAACAUCCUCGAAUUGCCGAAUAUCUCAAGAAUCGACCUAAAUCACUAUUUUAA